UCCUGUUUGGAGAUUGUUUCCUCUCUCUCCAUCUCUUCCUCUUUCUAUCUGGCAUGCACACACUCACAGAGCUAGAGGAGUGUCAUUUUCUUAUAUUUCCGAAGAGAAGCAAGAAAUUAUUUUCACAAUGCCUCAAAGGUGCUUUUACACCUCCACUUCAUCUUUCCUCUUUACAUAGCUCCAUGUCCAACACCCCCUAAAAUCUCCUCCAUUCCUCUUCCAACCACCACAAAGCUUCCUCCUUUUUACAGUUUUUAUCACAGACGAGCAGAAGAAGAAGAAGAAAUACAAGCAGGAAGAAGAGAAGAGAGGAGAUCAGAGAAACAAUUCAAAGAAAACUUAACAUCUCUUCAGUUCUUCUCACUUUAUCAAAACCAAAUUUUUAAAAUGGAGCUAUUUCCUGCACAGCCAGACCUAUCACUGCAAAUAAGCCCUCCAACUACCACCAAGCCAAGCUCAAACUGGAGCGCUACAUCAGAAGACACCAUAAAGUUAGGGUUUUGGAGAAGCGCCAUCAAUUCCAACUCCACCACCACUCCACCACCAUCCAAUCCCUCCCCAUCCUUCUUCUCCUCCUCCUCCAACGCAGCUGCAGAUCUCUCUCUCUCAGACCCCUCUCUCCCCCUUCACUCCAACCACCUCCUCCAUCAUCACCAUCACCAUCACCAUCACCAUCACCCACCCUUCCUCCAUGAACGGCCUUCACUUCCUCCCAUUAGUGGCAUCCCCGUCUACCACUGCCCCCCUUCCUUUCCUUUCCCCUCUCACCAUUACCACCUCUAUAACUCUUCCUUGACCACAGCAGCUUCCAAUCACCCUUCACCCUCCUUCUCGAGGUCAACUAAUUUGUCUUCAUCUUUGUCAUCAUCUUCAAGAUUUUUCCCACGGUUUCCCACAAAGCGCAGCAUGAGAGCUCCCCGGAUGCGCUGGACCUCCACACUCCAUGCUCGCUUUGUCCAUGCAGUUGACCUCCUCGGCGGUCAUGAGAGGGCGACCCCCAAGUCUGUUCUUGAGCUCAUGGAUGUGAAAGAUCUCACCUUGGCUCAUGUGAAAUCCCACUUACAGAUGUAUCGGACUGUGAAGACCACUGAUAAGGCUGCAUCUCCAGGUCAUGAAAAUGAUCCCAUUGAGAUAUUUGAUGACAACUUGCUGGAUUUAAAUAACACCGUCCGAGGAUCCGAAUCAUCUGCUCAGAAAGGAACACCAUCAGGACAAAAUGGAAUGAAUUCUUAUGGUUUGUGGAGCAAUUCUUUCAGCAGAGGGUUGGUUCAUGACAAACAAAAGGAAUCCAGCGCUGGAAGCAUGUCUUCACUGGAGAGCGAGAUGCAAUCAAGAAGCUUUGAGAUGAUUUCAGACAUAAACUCUUCCUGCAUCUCAGACAGCAGCUCCAAAAAACCCAAUCUUGAGUUCACCUUAGGGAGGCCUCAUUGAUUAUAACUUGAAAGGAACAGAUCUGAAGAGGUCCCAGCUCCGUCUACCAGCUUUUGCAUCAAAAGAAGAAGAAAAAAGAUGAACAUGGAAGCCAUUAUUAUAGCUAAAGCUACUCAGCAACCAGAGGAGAGAGAGAGAGAGAGAGAAAUUAAAUGUUUGCAAAAGCAAAACAAAGUUGGAAGAGUGAAAAGGCUAUGUUCUAUGAAUCUGUCAUCUGGUUUUUCUGUUUUUGGAUGCAAAAUGAGAAAGAGAGAGAGAGAGAGAGGGUAUCUUCUUUCCACAGUCAAAAAAGAAAAGUGCGGGGGUCCUUAAUUCUAUUGCCAUUUGCACGUGCUUUGCUUUUUAUUUCCCAACAAAGGGUAAAGUAGA
Phalaenopsis equestris is the source of this 1800-nucleotide messenger RNA. RefSeq names its product probable transcription factor KAN2. The transcript has 6 exons. Gene Ontology annotation, molecular function: transcription cis-regulatory region binding. Gene Ontology annotation, cellular component: nucleus. Gene Ontology annotation, biological process: regulation of DNA-templated transcription; abaxial cell fate specification. The record is from RefSeq and is a predicted model, not a curated record. Bases 388 to 1431 code for a protein of 347 amino acids. Lineage: Eukaryota; Viridiplantae; Streptophyta; Magnoliopsida; Asparagales; Orchidaceae.